This is a messenger RNA of Aspergillus pseudonomiae, 264 nucleotides long. RefSeq lists its product as uncharacterized. The transcript has a single exon. Lineage: Eukaryota; Fungi; Ascomycota; Eurotiomycetes; Eurotiales; Aspergillaceae. Bases 63 to 218 code for a protein of 51 amino acids. The record is from RefSeq and is a predicted model, not a curated record.
AGCACCGUGAGCAGAAUCUCCAGGCGGCAUGUAGUGAAUCCAUAGUUCGGCCACAGUUCCUAAUGUGGUCAAAGGAGCGGAAUGUGUUCUUCGAUUCGGAACAUUGUUGCGCGCUGAGCGCGUGUCGAUCUCGGACCACCUCCAGAGUACAACCCCCGGCUACGGCCGCUGGGUUCUCCUACAAUAUGCCUUGGAGAGGUUCGCCUCUGUGGAAGUAGCCUGCAUUUUUAUUACAUAAAAGGGGGGAACGUAGCCUAGCUUCCC